CAAAUCAAUGACUGGGCCACCAUGAUGACUACUGCUGCAGCCGCUGGACCUAUGGCUGACCCAAACGGGCACAAGUUUAAUAAUCUCAACUACUGGAAGGCUAGGAAGGUGACAUUCUACAAAAAUGGCGACCCCUAUUUCCCGGGAGUCGAGUUUCGUUUCAAGCCGGGUCGGGACGUGAGGAGUAUGGAGGCCCUUCAGGACAAGUUAUCCUUGAGGAUGGACUUGCCGCGCGGAGCGAGGUUUAUUUUCACCAUGGAUGGGACCAGGAUUAAUGCCUUAGAAGAGCUUGAUGACGGAGGAAAUUAUGUCGUGUCUUCCUAUAAGACUUUCAAGAACGCCAGCUACGGCAAGAAACCGCCCGGUGUGUGGUACCCUCCCAGCAACACGAUGGGGCCUCCCCAAGGUGGCGGAGGGGGCGGUUGGGGACCCCAAAGGGGUGGCUCCAUGAGCAGGAAGGCGUCGCUGGCUGAUGGAGAGUUGCCUCCGCCAGGGGGGGGAGGUGUGCCCCCAAAAACCAGUUCCGGUCGUGUCAUAAGGAUCAUCAACAAUCUGGAUCAUACGAUACAGUGUCGUGUGUUACUCAACCUCAGAACUUCACAGCCUUUCGAAGAAGUUCUAGAAGACCUGGGUCAAGUUCUCAAAAUGAACGGGGCCAAAAGAAUGUACACAAUUGCCGGCCAAGAGGUGCGCAGUUUCUCACAACUCCGCAACGAGUUCUCAGACGUGGACACGUUCUACCUCGGGCCGGGAGCAACGGGCCUUAAUUCGCCGGUGAGGCGAUCUCGAAGCAGGGGACCUGCCAUUCCACCAGCUGCACCUGUCUUGGUGGAGGGGAUAGGGCAUGAGGUGCCCAAGAGACGGUCACGGAGUAAGAGUCGGCCUAGGAAUCUGUAUGCUGCUGAUCCUCAGGAAACGGUCAGGGCUAAUGAUUUCUCCCUCCUGGAAAUAAUGAAGGAGGAACCAAUCAGAGUGACGAUAAGGGGGAUGCGACGUACCCUCUACCCCCCUCUUCAUCAUGCGCCCUUCGACAAUUCACCCCCCGAAAAAAGACUACAACUAGACUGGGUAUAUGGCUACCGCGGACACGACACGAAAAGAAACCUGUGGGUUCUGCCAACGGGGGAACUGCUCUAUUACGUGGGGGCUGUGGCAGUUCUUUAUGACAGAGACGAAGAGGCUCAAAGGCACUACACCGGACAUACUGAGGACAUACAAUGCAUGGACGUGCAUCCUUCAAGAGAGAUGGUAGCUUCAGGACAGAGAGGUGGACGUAAUAGGAAAACCCAGGCUCACAUCAGAAUAUGGAGUACAGAAACUCUACUUACUCUCUACCUCUUUGGCAUGGGGGAGUUUGAGGUUGGAGUAACUGCAGUGGCUUACUCUCAAAUGAACGGAGGAAGCUAUGUGUUGGCAGUGGAUGGAGGGAGAGAGAGGAUCUUAUCAGUAUGGCAGUGGCAGUGGGGUCAUCUAUUAGGCAAAGUUGCGACAAUGCAAGAAGAUAUGACAGGGGCCGCGUUCCAUCCUUUGGAUGACAACCUACUCAUCACACAUGGGAAAGGACAUCUCACAUUCUGGACAAGGAGAAAAGAUGGAUUUUUCGAGAGAACCGAUAUUGUGAAACCGCCGUCAAGGACCAACGUCACUUGUCUCCAGUUUGAGUCGGAUGGUGACGUCAUAACAGCUGACAGUGACGGAUUUGUGACUAUCUACUCAGUAGAUAGUGACGGAUCUUACUUCGUCCGGAUGGAAUUUGAGGCUCACAAUAAGGCAGUGACUUCUAUGGUGAUGUUAUCUGAGGGAACACUUUUGACCGGAGGUGAGAGAGAUAGGAGAAUUGUAGCCUGGGACUCUCUACAAAAUUACAAGAAGAUUACAGACACUAAACUGCCAGAAAUAUUCGGAGGAGUGAGAAGCAUAUAUCCCCAAAGACCGGGAAGGAAUGAUGGGAAUAUUUAUGUGGGGACAAUCAAGAACCAAAUAGUUGAGGGGUCAUUACAGAGGCGGUUCAAUCAGGUGGUUUUCGGUCAUCACAAGCAGCUUCUAGGCCUGGCAGUUCACCCUGAUGAUGAUCUAUUCGCUUCAGCUGGACAUGAUAAGGUUAUUGCCAUGUGGAGGAAACAUAAACUUAUCUGGUCAACACAGGUGGCUUACGAGUGCACUUCGCUUGCGUUCCAUCCGUUCGGAGUGGUUCUGUCUGUAGGCACAGCUGAUGGCCACCUCAUUGUGCUCAACUCAGAGUCAGGUGCUAUGGUCGCCACGGUCAGGGUCUGUGGGUCCAUACUCAGCUGUCAGAACUUUGCUCCUGCUGGGGACAUGUUGUCAAUAGGCUCCCAGAACGGCAGCAUUUAUCUGUUCAGAGUGAGUCGAGACGGCUUCUCCUACAAGAAGUCAAAUAAAAUCAGGGGGACUCAGCCAAUUGCGCAGUUGGACUUUAGCACUGACGGAUAUUUCCUACAAGUCCAGACCGGGGACUACGAUCUUGUAUUCUGGGAUAUACGGAACCUAUCUGUGGAGAAGAGUCCUGUCACAAUGAAAGAUACCAAAUGGUACUCACAAACAUGUACGCUCGGAUAUCUCAUAGCAGGUAUCUGGAACAAUCGCUACUAUCCAUCAACGUCAAUGAUUUCAACAGUCAAUCGUUCAGCUGCUCAUGAUCUGAUGAUUGUCGGAGAUACAGAGGGUUAUCUCAGAUUCUUCAGACAUCCUUGCGUGAGUGCAAAGGCUGAAUACCACGAGGAGAAAGUUUACAGUAUGCAGAUAUCUUGCGCCAGAUUUCUGUUUAAUGACCGAAAUGUGGUAACAGCUGGAGGAAGUGAUGCUACACUCAUGCUAUGGGACAUAGUAGACGAUUAGAUUCACAAAGAAAUAUAUUUUGAAUAACUAUUAUCAUCGAGAAAAGAUAUCACAUAUGGUUUGUAGAAUUCAUUCAGUUUUGAAGUUUUGUAUCGAAUUAAGGUGUAGUGUAUCAAGUUGAGAUGAUACUGUAUCAUUUAUGGUGAUAA
This is a messenger RNA of Nilaparvata lugens (brown planthopper), 3005 nucleotides long. RefSeq names its product echinoderm microtubule-associated protein-like CG42247. Gene Ontology annotation, biological process: microtubule cytoskeleton organization; intracellular signal transduction. The record is from RefSeq and is a predicted model, not a curated record. NCBI's taxonomy places the organism in Eukaryota, Metazoa, Arthropoda, Insecta, Hemiptera, Delphacidae. Gene Ontology annotation, cellular component: mitotic spindle. Gene Ontology annotation, molecular function: microtubule binding.